Telopea speciosissima is the source of this 664-nucleotide messenger RNA. RefSeq names its product protein ASYMMETRIC LEAVES 2-like. The record is from RefSeq and is a predicted model, not a curated record. NCBI's taxonomy places the organism in Eukaryota, Viridiplantae, Streptophyta, Magnoliopsida, Proteales, Proteaceae. The transcript has a single exon. The coding region runs from base 26 to 664 and encodes 212 amino acids.
AAUAAUUAUAUAGUCUGAUUGGGUGAUGGCUUCAUCCUCAAAUUCUCCUUGUGCUGCAUGUAAAUUUCUCCGGCGAAAAUGCCAGCCGGAAUGCGUGUUUGCUCCUUAUUUCCCACCUGAUCAGCCACUGAAGUUCACAAAUGUACACAAAAUCUUUGGUGCCAGCAAUGUAACAAAGCUCCUCAAUGAACUCCAGCCUCAUCAACGAGAAGACGCCGUCAAUUCCCUUGCUUACGAGGCGGACAUGCGACUACGUGACCCGGUUUACGGCUGCGUCGGCGUGAUUUCCUUGCUUAACCAUCAAUUGCGUCAACUACAAAUGGACCUUAAUUGUGCCAAAUCUGAGCUAUCCAAAUAUCAGAACAUUGGUCUCACCGGACAUGGUCUAAUUGCUGCUGCUUCUGCCGCCGCAGCGGCAACCGCCAAUCAUCAUCAUCCUCAGAUGGGGAUUAGUCUCCUGAGCGGCGGCCGAGAUCACCACCAAAACCAUUACCAACUCUUCUCUAGGGACCAACAAGAAGCCAUGAGGGGUUUUGAUGCCAACAGUGGCUAUGGUUCUGGUCUCAUGGCCUUGAAUGUAUCAGCAAAUAUAGGGCAGUUGGGUCAGUUCCAGCAAACCCGAGCAGCUAGUGCUGAUGAUCUCCGAAGUAUUGGACCUUCAUAG